Xyrauchen texanus (razorback sucker) is the source of this 4501-nucleotide messenger RNA. RefSeq names its product mitogen-activated protein kinase kinase kinase 5-like. Gene Ontology annotation, biological process: MAPK cascade; protein phosphorylation; cellular response to stress. The record is from RefSeq and is a predicted model, not a curated record. The coding region runs from base 97 to 4071 and encodes 1324 amino acids. The transcript has 28 exons. Gene Ontology annotation, molecular function: MAP kinase kinase kinase activity; ATP binding. Lineage: Eukaryota; Metazoa; Chordata; Actinopteri; Cypriniformes; Catostomidae.
ACUACAGGAAUACUUUCACGUCAUAGUGAAGGCAUGUCGCAUGAGCGCACCGAGGAUGAGUUUUUAUUAAACUAGAUACUAUUUUCGACCUAUACAAUGUAUACGACUGAACGCAGGCGCAUGAGCCUGCACGAAACCAAGAGAAGGGAUCCUGUACGAGUUUUAGCUGGAAGUUUAUGGCAGGAUCCUCUGGCUCUCGAAGUCGGCGCCAAUAAAGUCAUAAUAUCCCCGCGGAGUCGGACCAGAGCUUUAUCUGUGGUGUAUAUUGCCGUUGAGGACGGGUCUAUGCCCCAAAAAGAGCAGAGUCUUUCGCUGACAUGUCUUCAAGAAGCCUGCGCUGACGCUCACGCGGUGCUGAAGAGCAUUUCGCUUGAGCGCAUUGCUCUGGGCACUACCGAUAUCCUGGACACUUUUUACAACGCAGAUGUUGCAGUGGUGGAGAUGAGUAUUUCUAUAUGUCAGCCGUCUCUCUUUUAUCACCUGGGUGUCAGAGAGAGUUUCAGUAUGACCAAUAAUGUCAUCCUGUAUUGUAAUAAGCAAGAAGAUGAUCUUGAAAUUGUGAAGGAGCAAUGUGGGAGCUACACUUUUAUCCCCUACAUGGUGUCACCGCAGGGUAAAGUGUUAGCAUGUGAUCCCACCCUGAUGAGAGGGAUCAGAGAUUUCCUUCAUUCCAGCUUUAAAUUUGAAUCCUUGCUGACUCCUCUGGUGGAUCGACUGGUCAAGUUGCUGGAAAGUGUUCACAUUCAUUCUAGUGAAUACCUCCACGAGGCGAUCCGCAGGGAGAUCCGACUGGCUCGAGAGCACUUCACGGGACAGGCCCUGAGUCAGGAGCUCAGCCGGAUCCAGAAGCGUUUGGACUCUGUGGAGCUUCUGAGUCCAGACGUCGUGAUGAGUCUUCUGCUGUCUUACAGGGACAUUCCGGACUAUGACUCCAUAAUAAAUCUGGUGGAGACUUUGAAUAAUUUGCCCAUGUGCAUGGUGACUGCACAUCAAAACAUCAAAUUUCAAUACAUAUUUGCACUGAACAGGAGGAACCACCCUGGCGACCGCGCCAAGGCUCUAAAACUUAUUUUACCCAUAGUGGAAUCGGCAGGCACAGUGGCCUCCGAUGUGUACUGCCUGUGCGGGCGCAUCUACAAGGACAUGUUCCUGAGUUCAGGCUUCAAAGACACAAAUAGCAGAGACCAAGCAUGUUUCUGGUAUGGCAAAGCAUUUGAUAUUGAACCCACUCUGCACUCUGGAAUCAAUCAUGUUGUUCUCCUGAUGGCUACUGGGCAUGAAUUCGACACCUCUAUUGAACUACGGAAAAUCGGUGUCACACUCAGUAGUCUGCUUGGCAGAAAGGGCUGUCUAGAGAAAAUGGAGGACUACUGGGAUGUGGGGUUUUAUCUGGGGGCCGGGAUCUUGACCAAUGAGCACAAGAAAGUAAUAGAAGCUUCUGAGAAACUCUACAGACUCAAAGCACCAGUGUGGUAUAUUGCAUCCAUUAUGGAGACAUAUAUACUGUACAAGCAGUUUGCCAAACAGCGGGAUGGAAAUUCUCCAAAACAGGCAACUGUCGACUUCUGGAUGGAAUUGAUGGUCCAGGCAUGCAAGCCCACCGUUUCCACAGCGCGCUGCCCAGUACUAAUUUUGGAGCCCUCUAAAGUGUUCCAACCCAGUAUAAUAAGUGUGAGUGAGGAAGAUGACAGUCAUACGGUGCAGCUGAGACAUAUUACUCCACCUGAGAAAGGUCUGCAUGAAUGGACUUUCCCAGCAUCCACGAUUCGAGGAGUAAGCAUCUCAAAGUUUGAUGAACGUAGCUGCUUCCUGUAUGUCCUGUACAAUUCUGAUGACUUCCAGUUGUACUUUCCCAGCGAUCUUCACUGUAAAGGGUUCUGUGAUUUGGUGAACUCACUGUUGAACCGAACAGAAACUCCAGAGGAAGAUUCCAGUCCUCUCAGGGGAGGGGAAGCAGUUAUAGAGUAUAUUUAUGAGAGGAAUGAGAAUGGAGACAAGGUGGUGCUGGGGAAAGGAACCUAUGGAGUGGUGUAUGCCGGACGAGACCUCAGCAAUCAAGUGCGCAUCGCCGUCAAAGAGAUCCCAGAGAAGGACAGCACCUACUCUCAGCCACUCCAUGAGGAAAUCGCUCUACACAAGAGACUGAAGCACAGGAAUAUUGUGCAGUACCUGGGCUCAGUUAGUGAGGAUGGCUUCAUUAAGAUCUUCAUGGAGGAGGUCCCUGGAGGAAGCUUGUCCUCUCUCUUAAGAUCAAAGUGGGGACCUCUUAAAGAUAAUGAAGCAACCAUUGCCUUCUACACCAAACAGAUUCUGGAGGGCCUGAAAUAUCUCCAUGAUAAUCAGAUCGCCCAUAGAGAUAUAAAGGGUGAUAAUGUUUUGAUAAAUACAUACAGUGGGGUGCUUAAAAUAUCAGAUUUCGGUACGUCUAAGAGACUAGCAGGAAUCAACCCAUGUACAGAGACAUUUGCGGGCACUCUGCAGUACAUGGCUCCAGAGAUCAUUGACCAGGGUCCGCAUGGGUACGGAAAACCGGCAGAUAUCUGGUCUCUGGGCUGCACUAUCAUUGAAAUGGCGACAGGAAAACCACCCUUUCAUGAGCUGGGGAGUCCUCAGGCAGCCAUGUUUAAGGUGGGCAUGUUUAAGAUCCACCCCACAGUGCCAGAGUGCAUGUCAGAGGAGGCUAAAGGCUUCAUCAUUUGUUGCUUUGAACCCAACCCAGACAAGAGAACCACAGCCUCAGAGCUCCUGAAGAACAGCUUUCUGAAGGGUAGCCCCAGGAAGAGGGCUAAACCUCAACCAGAUAACUUUCUAAAAGAACCUUCUGGAGAUUAUCACAGGAGCAUGUCUGUGCCCAUCGCUGUGUAUGUGGAAAACACUGAUGCUGACCACAUUGACUUGUCCUGCUCUUUUGAUCUGAGAAGGACCAGGACUGCCCUCAGAGGAAAUGACAUUGCAGAAAGUCCUCCCACCUCAAGCAGUUUCCUGCUAUUGCCAGAUGAUCCUCAAGGGGACAUGAUGAUAAGCCCGGCAGGCUCUGGAGAGAAUCUAGGUCUUUUCAUGCUGAGAAAGGACAGCGAAAGGAGAGAUACGUUACAUAGAAUACUUACAGAGUAUAUCAGCAAUGUCAUACAAAACAUUGAGGAAACACUGCCUCAGGCGGAGGUGCCACGUAUCACCUCAGAUCAAAUUAGCCAACUGAUUAGCUGCCUGCAAGAAAACAUCCGCUCUCCAGACAAGAGGCACCUUACCAACAGCCUCCUGAAGUUGCGCUCCAACCUGUUGAACUCUGCUGUGCCCCUUAGCAGCCUGCAGGCAGUGCUAUUCAGCUUCCAGGAUGCAGUGAAAAAGGUUCUUCGGAAACAGCAGAUUAAACCUCAUUGGAUGUUUGCUUUGGACAACUUACUGAGACGGUCUGUACAAGACGGCAUCACCGUUCUGCUUCCAGAGCUCAGACUUCAACUGCAGUCAUCGUUUGAAAACGAGGAGAGUUCUUCAGAAACCGAGCCAUGCACAGAAGCCAAUUCCAAACAAAUGGUCACUCUCCUUGCAAAGGACAAAGAAGAUUCCGAUAUCACUCAAAAGUCUGAAGAGAGUGACAUGGAUGCCAAAUGCACCGACCUGCCAGGUGACCUCUCUAAUCACUCCACACUUGCAAAGGAGCUGUCAGAACUUCGCCUUGAGUCCAGGAGGUUGCUGAUUCAGCUGAAUGAGAAGGAAAAGGAAUUCCAGGAGCUUCUCAAGAACACCCUUCAGAUGAAACAAAGGCAAAUCAAUGCCCUGGAUGUCAGAUCUGCCUUUGCAGCUACAGAUAAUAAACCUUCAUACCAUAAUACUCAGAACAUGGCUAUGGUGCGCUGGUUGAGGGGUGUUCCAGUCGAUGAGAAAACCAUAGAAACACUGCUUUUCCAUGAGUUCAAUUUGGACAGCCUUAUACACCUCACAUGUAGGGAUGAUCUUCAGUACUGCGGCAUCAAAGGGGGGAUGCUGUGUCGCUUAUGGGCUGCCAUCUCCAAACAAAGGAAAUCUCAACUCUGUCCAGUCAAAGAGGACAGUGAGGAAACCAUACUAUAACAAACACAAUUAAAUCCCAAUGUUUCGUAAAUUUGAGCUCAGUGAGUUUGCAACAUAUAUAGUUUGUGCCUUUUUGUUCGGCACUGUUUUUUAAUGUCUAUGGAUGACUGACUAAGAUGAAAGGAAUGAAUUCCAUUAAAAAAAUAUAUAACCUAGAUAUAUCAAGAGAACACUCAGAUGUAAACUUUGGGAUAGAGAUUCAGUGUUUUUCUGUAUUUAAGAGCUUCUAAAAUGUGUGAAAUUUGUUAACAUUUAUCUGAAAAUCUUGUAUAUGAGUGGGGUUUUGUGUUGUUUAUAUAUAUUAAACUGAGGGUACAAAGAAGCUGUAUUUGUAUUUUUUCAGUGCCUUGUACAUUCUUAUUUUGAAUAUUAAACACUAUUAUAAAACAAUAGCAAAAAUAAAUUAUACAUGGUCAUUUAUCUCAGAAAU